Dictyostelium purpureum is the source of this 776-nucleotide messenger RNA. RefSeq lists its product as uncharacterized. The coding region runs from base 33 to 683 and encodes 216 amino acids. Lineage: Eukaryota; Evosea; Eumycetozoa; Dictyosteliales; Dictyosteliaceae. The transcript is spliced from 2 exons. The record is from RefSeq and is a predicted model, not a curated record.
GCAAUGUUUUACCAUCAGCGUUAACAGAUAUAAUGUUACCAGAAGAAUACAAAACAAUGAUAGACUCAAUUAACAUGUUUUAUGGAAAAGAAAAAAAUUAUGAAAAAAAAUAUUAUUUUUUUUUACUGGUCCUUGUAGCCUUAAUGUUUGGUUCAUUCAUUAUGCCAUUUGUUGAAUGGAAUAUAGUAAUUAAAAUAAUUUAUAUCAUAAUAACAUUGCUUUUUAUUAUUUUUGUAAUUUGGUAUAUGGUAACAAGCAUAGCAGAUAUCAAUAAAAGUAUUAAAAAACAAAUAGCUUCACUAAACUCGAAUUUAACACUUAGAAAUAUUACAUUUGCAUUAUUAGAGAUCAUGAGUUAUAAAGAACAUUGUGAAAUAAGUAAUUCUGAUGGAUAUUCAAAGUUAGAUUUCGAAAUUUUCAAAAAAUUACCAGCUGUUAAACUUUUAGUUUCUUUCUCAACUUCAACCCCAGUUCAGGGUAACAAUGAUCAAGAACAAUUCUCCCACUUAAACUCACAACCAAUUCCAAAUAGUUCAAAUAUACACUAUGCAAACACCUCCCAAGUUAAUAUUUUUAUAAAUAAUAAUCCAAAAGAUGAAAUUAAUAGUAUAAAUUUAAAACCAACUUUUGUUUACCCAAUCAGCACAGAGGAACUACUUAGUAAUAGUAUAUCAAUGGAAUAGUUUAGCAACAUCACCCCAAUUAUUUAUUAAAAAAAAUUAUUUAUUAAAAAAAACAAUGUAAUAAAAACAAAAUUAUUUAUUUAUUUAUUUAUU